Molecule: messenger RNA, 1523 nt
Organism: Etheostoma cragini (Arkansas darter)
Lineage: Eukaryota; Metazoa; Chordata; Actinopteri; Perciformes; Percidae
Gene: prrg1
Product: proline rich Gla (G-carboxyglutamic acid) 1
Exons: 4
Coding region: 139-756 (205 amino acids)
Cellular component (GO): extracellular region
Molecular function (GO): calcium ion binding
Source: RefSeq, a predicted model, not a curated record
CCGCUCUAGGCAAACAUAGCUGUACGCAUGCGCACCGCUCAUAGCAACACUCAGUGGCAGCAAAGAACCCAACGGAUUGUUUGUGCGCAUUUUUAGGACGAAAAGAGAUAAAUCACCCUAAACAGACUCGUAGGAAUCAUGGGGAGUGUGUUCCUGCCGGCGGACGCGGCCCACUCGGUGCUGCACCGGCUGCGCAGGGCCAACUUCUUGCUGGAGGAGAUGAAGCAGGGUAACAUUCAGAGGGAGUGCCGCGAGGAGAUCUGCACCUAUGAGGAGGCCCGCGAGGCUUUCGAGAACGACGAGAAGACGAGACGGUUCUGGGAUGAGUAUGUGCGUGAGAGCAGUCCUUCUGGAGGGCUGGAGACAGUGGUUGGAGGAGUCCACUCUCUCUACUUAAUCGUGCCAUUGCUGGUGGUUGUGCUCAUCGCUGUCGCCGUAGCCAUCACUGUGUGGCGCUACCACUCCCGCAAGCGCUCGCAGCGCAGCCCCAGCCUGGGACACUCACAUAACGACCACGUCCUGUCAGUGGUGUCUAUGGACCAUUGGGGGAGGGAUUCAGAACUCAGCGUCCACAGCAGCCCAGCUUAUCCAGGCUCAGAGCUCAUAUCAGGAAGAGGAAGUGCUGGAGAACCGCCGCCAUCUUAUGAAGAGGCUGUGGGCCAUGCAGACGUCCAAAUAGAGACAGAGCCACCUCCACAGUAUGAGGAUAUAGUCAACAAUAGCUCUACAAGUGUCAGCGGUGGCCAUAGGAAGUAACCCUGUCUCUCACUACUACCCCAACAAAAGCCCUAACCUACACUAAGACCAUCUGAUCAUUUAGCAGUAUCACUGUUGUGCAUCACCAGCCUUCCCCAUGCAACACAUUCAGAAAGACUAUUAACUGUCUUGUCAAUGGACUAAUGCAAUCUUUGCCUGAGCCAGCGCUGUGGAAACUUGCACUAACCUUUUUUAAUCAUCGAGGUGAAGUGAUAGCAAGAAGGACAUUGCAAUACCAAAACCAACAAACCUCUGCUGAUUUUCCUCAAGUUGCAGCUAUGCUGUCACGCUGUAGCAAAUCAUUUAACUCAGCGUGCAUAAAAAAUGUUGCACGUAGAGUAAAGUAAAGGUUUCUGAUUGCCAAAAUGGACAACCACUAUUCCAAAUGUCUGUACGAGGGCUGGAUCGAUGCUUUAUUGUAGUUUAGUGCCAAUUUAUGAGCCUUUAGUGGCCAGUAGCAGAUAUUUUGCAAAAUUUUUUAAUACCUUUUAAAUUUGAUCUCUUUGUAAGAAUUGUGUAUAUUGCAUACUUUUAUAGUGUAAUAAUGUCAUAAAAACAAUAGACUAAUGAAUGAUCACAUUGCGACUCAUAAAAUAACACACAUAUGAGACUAAAAGAAUUAAAAACAGAGGUGUGAAGUACUGCUUCGGCUUGUCCUGAACGGCUGCUGGAAGUUUUACAAGAUACCAGAUGUCACUGUGUUUGCUGUGUUUGAAGCCCUGAAGCUUCAAAUGUUUUUCUGCACAAAUACAAAGAAAGACAGACAG